AUGGGGAAUAAACAGACAAUAUUCACCGCACAGCAGCUUGAUGCGUAUCAGGACUGCACGUUCUUCACGCGUAAAGAAAUCCUAAGAUUAUUCUACCGUUAUCGUGACUUGGCACCACAGCUCGUUCCACUUGACUACACGGGCCAGCCAGAUGUGAGGCUGCCAUACGAGCUGAUCGGCAGCAUGCCAGAACUGAAGGACAACCCAUUCCGUCAGAGGAUUGCUGAGGUUUUCUCAGAGGACGGAGAAGGAAACAUGACUCUGGAUGACUUCCUGGAUAUGUUCUCAGUGCUGAGUGAGAUGGCUCCACGAGACCUGAAGGCCUACUACGCUUUUAAGAUCUACGAUUUCAACAACGAUGACUUCCUGUGCAAGUCAGACCUGGAGAAGACCCUGAACAAGCUGACGCGGAACGAGCUGACGGAGGAAGAGGUGCGCAUGGUGUGUGACAAGGUGAUCGACGAGGCUGACCUGGACAACGAUGGACGGCUCUCAUUGGAGGAUUUCCAGCACAUGAUUGUCCGUGCGCCUGACUUCCUCAGCACUUUCCAUAUAAGGAUAUGACGACCAAAAAGAUGACAUGAUCAAUGGCAAUGAGAAGAACAUUCAGGAAUAAAUCCGAUGGACUCAAGUGCAUACUCCUCGUGUGAUCCUCAAAACCUCCAGGAGAACAGCCAGAGGCC
Messenger RNA from Esox lucius (northern pike), 683 nucleotides. It is a transcript of the gene cib3, whose product is annotated as calcium and integrin binding family member 3. The record is from RefSeq and is a predicted model, not a curated record. Bases 1 to 564 code for a protein of 187 amino acids. NCBI's taxonomy places the organism in Eukaryota, Metazoa, Chordata, Actinopteri, Esociformes, Esocidae. The transcript is spliced from 6 exons. Gene Ontology annotation, molecular function: calcium ion binding.